Cutaneotrichosporon oleaginosum is the source of this 1185-nucleotide messenger RNA. RefSeq lists its product as uncharacterized. The record is from RefSeq and is a predicted model, not a curated record. NCBI's taxonomy places the organism in Eukaryota, Fungi, Basidiomycota, Tremellomycetes, Trichosporonales, Trichosporonaceae.
AUCAGCCAACUCUAAAGCCGUCCUUGAUCAGCUAGCUCGAGGGUACAGCGCGAAAGAGGCGCUCCAUUUUCCUUCGCCAUGGCCACCGCGUCGAAUUCCAGAAUUGCAGCACCGCAAUGGGUCAACUCCAUCUAUGCCCAGUUUCCGUUGGUGACCCUUGAGCAGGAAGAUGUUCUCGACUGGAGGCAAGACGCCGCUCGAAGCGCCAGCAACGCCGUUUACAGUCUCUGGAUCAGUGCUCCAAUUGCUGAGGACCAUCCUCAUCAGCGGCCUUGGGCCUCCGGCUGCCCUGUUGCUCUCCGAGUGCAGCUCUUAUUCUUGCUUCGGGGAGUUAAUGUCGACAGCCGUGUGUGGGCCAACGUAGCGGCCGCCCCGUCAGGGAAGCUUCCUGCUCUUCAUCUUUUACGUGAGAACCGCCUCGUAGCUGCAGACGAUAUUCGAAGUUGGCUCGAUGCUCAGCAUCCUCUCAAAGGGCCGACAGCUUCUCUUCACGGAAUGCCUACACAGGCCGCGUACGACAAUGCACUGGCCACUGCCCAGCUGGUGCUAGUCCGUUUGUGGCCAGCAUACAUCGUGUCCAUGUCUGGCGAUUCGCGGGAAAUCGCUCUCAUGAUUCCCGGUCCCCCACCGCUGUCCGCGGGCUUGACGACUCCCCUCCCUGCGUCGUUUACAGGGGACGAGCGGUUUAUUGAUGAGGAUGAGCUAGUAGAGGCUGGCAUUGAGGCACUCGAGGCGCUCCGGAUCAAGCUAGGGGGUCGUACGGGUUCGCCCUGGGCGCAUGGGGCGUCGUCACCGACUCCGCUCGACGCUCUCUUAGCGUCCCAUCUCUAUUGCAUCUACGGCCUACCGGCGUCAUCGGCUCUCCGUGUUAAACUGGAACAAUGCUCGGAGCUCGGUGACUAUGUAGACUCGGUUCUCGACUUCGCCGACAAGAGGUAAACGGUAACGGAGACCCGACUCGUUCAUCAGAUCAUUUCCUAGAUUCAGUGGUGCAUUGCAUGACAGUCCCAUGUAAACAUGGCAUGGGUAGUUCAAAGGUUGUCAUGAUUCCACCUCUCUUUCUCAUCAAAACGGCUUGAUUCACACAUAUAUUCAAUCGCACGGAAGGCACGUGAAUCGCUCACGAGUUGGACAGGACGAUUGGGCAUGAAUGCUGUAUUCACAAUGCUGAUGGUCUAAAAUCGC